Messenger RNA from Galleria mellonella (greater wax moth), 1468 nucleotides. RefSeq lists its product as uncharacterized. Lineage: Eukaryota; Metazoa; Arthropoda; Insecta; Lepidoptera; Pyralidae. The record is from RefSeq and is a predicted model, not a curated record. The coding region runs from base 269 to 1009 and encodes 246 amino acids. The transcript has 6 exons.
UCAGUUUAUAAGCUAAUAAUAUUUAUAUCUUACUUUUAUCACUACAACUUUAUUAGUUUCUAUUCAUCUUACACAAAAUAAGUAAAGCGUAAACCAUACAGUGAGAUAGUAUUUUUUAUUCUAUUUCAGUUCAGUAAGAUCCAUUUUUAAAAGCAUUACAGUAAACCGCCGGUCAUUAUUUGUUGUUACUAUCCUGCGGGGUGUUUUUUGACAGUUUUGUUUGUAAAUAUUUUACUUUCAAUUUUGUUUAUGAACAUCGAUUUGAACGAUGCGAGAAUUAAAUAUUAUUCAAGUAUGUGCCAUAGUGAUGUGCUGUUUACAUUUGUCGGAAACACAGAAUGAAGUUUCGGAAAUAAAAAGAAUAUUCUCCGCAUGCAGGAAAAAGUCGCCUGAUUUUGAUACUUGCAUGAAACGAGCCUUCAAUAAAUUACGACCGUAUUUCAAAGUAGGCAUACCGGAGCUGGGUGUUGCGCCAUUUGACCCACACUUCGCUAGGGAAGUGAAGCGGUCGCGGAACAUAGCCGGUAUUGGGUUCACGAUCACUCUGAGAGAUGUUUACGAAGAAGGUUGGACGCAAUCUCUAGUCACCAAAUACAAGACAGACUGGAAUAACGGGCGGAUUAUUUAUUCUCAAUAUUUUCCUGUAAAAACACUACAUGGCGAUUAUGACUUUCAAGGAGAAAUGUUAGGUUUGAAUGUAUUCCGUUCGGGCCAUUGGAACCUCACCCUUCGAGAUUAUUCUCAGAGCACGCGCAUUAAACGUAACUACGGCGACCUGGACGUUCAUGUGGAAGUAGACCAUAUAGGUGGCAUGGAGUUGCACGUCGGAAAUAUAUUGAAAGGAAAUGGUAUAUUAGAGUCAAUACUGGAUCGUAUUAUCAAUGCUGCGUGGAAACCAGGAUUUGCGAUACUCAGACCUCUGAUCAACGACUUCGUAAGCACCGCUUUCACGGACAUCUGGAGCAAAUCCUUCAAGAAUUUCACAAUAAGCGAAUUCAUCAAAGACUGAUUUUAUAUGACAAAUACAUAGUUCAGUAAAUACUAUAUUUGUUAAAGAUAUAGUAUUUAUAUUUAUUUCGUGUUACUUCUGUUACACUGGAUUUAUAAAUAAAAAAAAUCUAUAUUUAUUUAUUUAAAUAAAUAAAUAAAUAUUUGAUUUUCAGUUAGUGAUGAUCGUGUCAGGGUGACCCGAGUAUUGGCUCAAGUACCUAAUUAAUACUCAAGGGGAGGAAAAGGAAAUGUUAGUAAUGGAGACUAGUGGCCCCAUUGCUAUCAAUAUACUCUGUCAAGUCGACCUCUACGCGGUUCUCCCUGGAAACCAUCGUGAUUAUUCUUAUAAAUUCGUCACGAUGAACCAACAGGCCUGCUUCACCUCUACUUAUUAUCCCUCACUGAUACCGCGCAUACUUACAUACCGAUAGGGGAGGCGUUAUUAUGUUGUUAAUAUGUCAUAAAAAAUGUACUCAAC